UUGACAGUUCAAAUCGUGUCUCAUCGAACAACUUCGGAUAGAUUCGUUUACCCUGAAACUUAUAUACCCAGGCCAUGUCCUUGACCAAAUUUUGGUUGCAAUUAGCAGUCCAUGUAUGUACUGUACUAUGGUCAGUUUCCCAUCCCAUGUAAACAAAAUUCCAAAGGCGACUCGACAGCAAUUCAUUUUUGAUCGCAUGGUACAAUAGAGGGGAUACGAAUUUCCAUAGAAGGGAGAACGGCAUUGAGAAAGGUGAAGUGAAGAUGUGGCUGUGUUUUUAGUGGAAGUGGUUGUAGUGCCUCCCUGUCCGUCCCCAAUAAUUGUUUCUUCAAUUUGUAAAAAAUGUCGUUUAUGUUUAUUUAUUUUAAUUUGUAAUUAUGAAAAUUCGCGAUGGAUUCUGGAUUGGGAAGUGACGACGAAAAGAAAAGCCGCACCAAAGCCCAAAAGCAGUUGCAAAAUGAGCAAAAACAACUUUUCAGCGGUUGCUUCAUAGACGCCACAAGCCUUAGCGACGAAGGCGAAUUUGAGCUUAGACGAAGCGAUGAGAGACGUCAGGGAGCCCUUAUAUUUCGCUCGUCGAUACCUCAACACUCGAUGCUACAAAUGCCUUCACUCGACAGCGGCCCGACGAGCGAGGACCUCAAUGGCGAUUUACACGAGGAGAAAGUGGACGAAACGCAGACGGCGACGCCACACAAUUCUAUCGUACAGUUAGAUUCAGAAUUGGUACGGAAAACACCUGUCGGAUUUUAUGUAGAUUUAGGCAAUGUCGAGGUCGUCGAAAACCCACCUGCUGCACCACCCGUCGAAAAGAAGAAUAUUUUUUCAAUGACAAUCGAUUUUAAUGUCCCGAAACGGGAGAUGCCUAGUAGGCUUAGUACGUCGUUGUACAAUCGAAAGAAGAGCGGUCUUCGAACACCUCUAAGUUUGUCGACUUCUCGAUUGAGCGAUAGACCUAGUAGCAGUAGCAGCAAUAAUGAUGACUGUCCUUUGAGUGCAGAUGCUGCAGUUGAGGUCUGUGUUAAUUCAAAAUGUAUGGGCCGUGAGGAGGUAGCAAUUGAAGAGGAGAUACCUCGGGAGAUACCAAAACCAGAUUCUGAGAAAAUAGUACAAAAAGAAACUGUUGACAAUAACAAGGAACCAGCCGAUAACAUGUCCCGUCCUGCACAACAGUAUGUAAAAUUAUCUGAUCUGGAGGAACAAUCUCCGAGAAUGGAUUUAUUUUUUUCCCCGCGAAUGAGUCGAUCAAUACCGGAAAAGUCGUGGGUAGAGAGUCCACUAGCCACAUUUCGUUCGGCGAGUUAUCGAAGUUCACCGCAACCCUUCCAUUUAGAGUGUAGCGAACCUGUCGAAACGAAUCCACUGUCGGAUUCCAGUACUCUACCUCCUAAGAGAUCUGUGCAACGAUUGGGUACCGAUUUGCUACGGAUGUUUCUGGAGGAAAUCGGACCCGAUGUGACUGUGGAAGUUAACGGAAGAAGAUUGCGGGCGCACAAGUGUAUCUUGUCGUCUCGUUGCCAAUAUUUCGCCGCUGUUUUGGGUGGAAAACCGUCAGAAGAUGUCGUGUCGAUACAAGGAUACUCGUAUGCAGCUGUACAUUUUGCUAUGUGCCAUAUAUACAGUGGCGCCGCACAUAUUCCUCAAUCCAUUAGUGUUAUCGAGCUUGCGUCGCUGGCCGAUAUGUUGGGACUUGAAGGAUUGAAGGAAGUCGUAACACACGCUUUAAAAGUUCGCCAUUGCCAUAAUUUUCAUAAACCUUGCACCGGUUGUAUUUCCGGUGUCUUUGAAGUGUUGCCAUUGUCCGUCACGUACGGAUUAGAUGAUCUCUACCAGGCGAGCUUAAAGUGGAUUUCGCAGUACUUCAUUGAGGUCUGGCCCACACGCGCUUUUGCAAAUUUACCACGCGAAUUACGCGAUAAAUGCUAUCAACAACACGUUAUCUACAUGGCACCAGAAACGGUUUUAGAAACCAUUAUAAACUGUGAUACAUUGCUUGCAGCGAUGCCAACUGCAAAGUGGGCGGAGCAUGUUGCCCAGUUGACCUUGCAAUUAGCUGAUCAUUGUCAGAUUUAUUUAAGGCAACAUUUUUCGGCCGUUUUAAAUUGCCCCAGCUUUCUCGCAUUGAACGAUCAGUUGAAUACUCUUGCGCAAUUGGAGGAAACCUUACUUUCCGCUGCCGAGCUUUUAAAGCUAGAUCAAGCUUGUCAUACUUACCUCAAUUGCCAUAGGCAGCUUAAAAAAACGUGGAGUCAAUAUUUUCAAAGCUUUCUUCAUAAAAUAUGUACGCAAGUAGAAAAUUGCAUUGUAAGACAAAUUGAUCAAGCGUCAAGGAGCUCCGUUUGGAUGCAACUGGAGCCCGCCCUACGGAGGCGAAUUCGUGAUCUCAGCGCGGCCAAUUUACGAAGAAUGAAAAUAUCAAGCGCUACGCAACAGUCAAAGGUGAGACUAGACUUAAGCAGCUCAUCGGAUUCCUCCCGAAACUCAAGCCCUGCGAUUAAAAACACAAACCGUACACAAGUGCAGAGUCCAUCAUUACGGCGCAGUUUACUCAUAGCAGCUCGCACCCCUUACAUGCCCCCCAGUCCGUCGACGUACAGGCGGACGAGUACAUUAACAAACCCGACUCAAAGUAGUGCAGCUAAAAGUACCAGCAGAAACGUGCCCACACAAAAACCUGUAGCUCCCAAACCGAUCCAGACAAAGGACCCACCAAAACGACCGUCAACGGCCAGUACCGUCACCCAAAAAACCCAACCCAAAAGGGAGGUUCUCAGAAAAACGCCCGCACCCAGCGUUAUACCCAAGCGUACCGUUAAACCUGCCGUGCAAAGCUCUCCAAAGCGGACCGGUUCUGCGGAACAAAAGAAGAAAAGUACAAAUGUGGAUACGGCGCACAAGAAAUCGCCUACGGUUCAGCGAUCUGGUACGUUUUUAAAGGAAGAGCCGACCAUAUUGCACAAGCUUAAUUAGGUACAAACGGAACCGGAUCCGUUACUAGUCCAUUCCUAGUCUGGCUGUCUAAGCAGGUUUGAUCUCUGAAAUUUGCAAAGCCCAUUGAUAAUGUAGAUAUUAUUUUGUUUGUCGUGCAAUUGUUUGUUUUAUCAAUUUCUUAAGUGUUUGCGAAUAUUGGAAGUAUUCUUGCCAGUGGCGGUUUCUUAAUAAGUGCACAUGAGCACGUGCAUUCUUGCAUGUUCGUAUUCCGCUAUAAAAAUAGUUCACUUGUCUUAUCUGAAAUGCAAAACCUUAACGGGUAUAAGAAUGAAUAUUUCGCCUCCGCGUGCAGUGCUCAAGUAGCUACGAUCUCUGAUUUGUUCAAACGCUAAGUCGCCUCUCCCUGUGCGCCCUUCGACAGUCCAAGUUGUAAACUUUAGUAAGAGCACACUGUAAUUGUGAUCAGUAUUUGCCGGACUACGAAGUAAGUCCUACUUCGUUUCGGUUUUAAAAGUAACAUCACGAAUACUGGAUAAUUGUGACACCAUAAUAUCAGAAACCAAAAGAAGAUUUUUGUUCACAGAGCAUGUGGAAAUGGCAAAUUUAUUUUCGGUAAAACUUUUUGAAAUAUAUUCGUCAAAUUGCCCAGGAUUACAUUUAUAGUCAGCAAUUUGCACAUUUCCCUUUUAAAUAAAAACCAAUUAAACAAUCAGAUUUAGAGAGGUAUCCAGAGCAGUCUAAUUUUUAAUUGAAAAUAAUUUACAAAUAGAUUUCUCAGAGAUAUUUCUAGUGCUACAAGCAAUUGUUACGAUGGCCAUGACAACCGCCGAAGCCGAACGUUGCUUCUCUACAUUAAAACGGAUAAAAACUUUUCUUAGAAGUACAAAGUGUGAGGAUAGACUAACUGCCCUAGCAAUGUUAUCUAUUGAGAUUAUUAAUAAUUGUCCUAUAAUUGGAAUUUUAUUCUGUUGGGCAAUAAAUAUUAUUAUUAUUAAAAAUGAUUAAAAAAAUUCCAAAUUUUAACGAAUUGGUUAUUGAAGAAUUUAUCAAAAAGAAGGAUAGACGACUUCAAUUCCAAUAUAAAACGUGUUUGUGAAAUUUAGACACAAUAAAAACAAUAAGUGCUUGGCGAGGUACCUACUCAACAGGUGAGUUUUUUUAAAAAUUUGUAACUCACUAAGCUUUUUAAUGCCAUUUGAUAGGCCCAAAAAAACUACGUGUUGCGGUAAUACCCAAAAAAAUUUUCCGUGGCCCCAUUUUUUCUCCUUUUUUUAAUUGUGAUCCUCCAAGACAUACCACUACGUGCCACCACUCAUUCUUGCUUGAAUUUUUGACUUAAAUGCCUUCCACUUUUAAAGAUGAAAGAGAUGGAAGUGCAGUGUAGUAGAUAGUUUCAAUAGAGAUAAUGGCGAAUACAAUUAUUUUCUGUCAAAUUUAAGUGUGGCCCAACAGUAUCUGUCUUUCAGACUAUUUAUACAGGAUGGCACAUCUAAACCAAAAUUGAGUUUUGAGUACUCGUCAACGUGAAUUUUCAAAAGAUGAUUAGAAACUAAGUGAUCAAUGAUCACAUUAAAAAAAAGUGGAAAAGAAAAAGAAUAAAAGCUUUUUCGAGGAUGUGGUCAAUCUUCUUUUACUCAAUAGGUUUUAUGCUAGUUGAGGCUGUACACCGUCACUUGUACAAGUUAAAUACCUUCCAAGCCCAAGUAUCGCCUUUCUUUAAGGUUUUAUCAUAUCACUCUUGUGUUUUGAAGGAAAGCCAAUAUACGAAUUUCUUCCUAGGUGUAAUCCAUGUACCUACCGGUAACUAGUGCUAUAGCCCCACCGUCUUCAUCAGUAAACUGAAUAUCAACAUAUGCCAUUCUCGUAACCUAUGAAAGUGUAUUGUUUAUGAAUGUCUGUUAACUAAAAUUGAAUUUUAUUUUUUAUGUUCAAGCUGGUUUAUAAAAACAAAAGGUAAAAUUGUGAAAUAGGCGCCAAAAAAGAAUAAGGUUAUGUGCAUAUUCUUUUCCCUGGUUUUUUCCUAAUUCCUGUCGUUUUAUCAAUUUGGGCACACAUUUACUACGGUUGGAAGAUAUUGUUUAACUCUAGGUUUAACUACACAGAAUUUGUGUAAAUGAUUUUGCAUUAAAUUAACCCAAUUCCGAAAUGCAAAGCUACGCUUACCUUAUAUCACAGCUUUAGAAAUCCAAAAUGCAAAAAUGGAUUCUUUAUUUAUUUAUUUAUUUUUAUUUAUUUUAUUUUUUCCAACAGCAAAGCCUAUUACAGGAAAUUUCAAAGAAUAAACAAAAUGAAAAUACAAACUUAUAAUAAUGUUUCAAAAAAAAAAAAGUGCAAGAAAUUUUAAAGUUAGUAAAUAGUAAGUAAAUGAGAUAGGUACCUAAAUGUGUUUAACUGAAUUUACAAUUGUAUAUUGUUCCUUAAAGUAAAUUUGUAUUCAUUAAAAGAUGAAAAUAAAUCAAUACAAUUACAAAAUUGAUUAUACAAUAUGCACAUUUUGUUUACUGGUGACUUGAAAUGGUGAUAACAGCGUGGGGUAUUAUAAUAAAAAAACAAAUUAUGGCGUGAAUUAUGCCUAGGAACAAGAUAGUGCAACUUCGACACUAUGGUAACAUAAUCGAUUAAGUUAUUAGCAAGUUUAUACAGAUAUUCUAGAAUUUGGAAAGCGUGUUUAUUACUAACCCUGACAAAAUUAAACUCACUCAAUAGGGCAUUGUAGCUAUCAGAGACUUGCUAUAACUAGACUGCGCUUAACGUAUCUAAGGUGUUGUCGACACAGUAUGCAACACACAAUGCACCGCGGGGCAAAAAUCGCUGGGAUGAUUUAUGCA
This is a messenger RNA of Photinus pyralis (common eastern firefly), 5759 nucleotides long. RefSeq lists its product as uncharacterized. Lineage: Eukaryota; Metazoa; Arthropoda; Insecta; Coleoptera; Lampyridae. The transcript is spliced from 3 exons. Gene Ontology annotation, molecular function: protein binding. The record is from RefSeq and is a predicted model, not a curated record. Bases 391 to 2970 code for a protein of 859 amino acids.